AUGGUGCGGUAUUUGGUGACGUCAUGGCUUGCUAUACUGCUCCUGUCCUGCAGUUUAAGACUAGGAAGCGGUCAGGCGACGGACGUGGAUGUCCGGUUGGUGGCUCCAGCGUGGGUGGCUAGGGGCGGUUCAGCCACAUUACGGUGCCUGCAUCAGGUCCCACCACAAUUACUCUACAAAGUGGAGUUUUUGAGGACUGGGACGAAGCUUCUGCAGUAUGUCAGGGAAAGGGUACCGCCUUUCACCAGCUAUACCUUUCCCGGUGGAAGAGUUAAUAUGACACUAUCAACAGAAAACUCAAUAACAAUCGACAACUUGGAUCCAUCUGCAUCAGGACUGUACUGGUGUGAAGUAUCGUUAGAGACGCCCAUCUUCACAGCUGCUUCGAAUCCGAGACAACUGACUGUCGUAUAUUCUCAAAAACACCCGCCAAUCAUAACGUUCGGUAAGCCGGACGUGGUGGUGGGAGGUUUACUGCGCGCUAACUGCACAAGCGCGCCGGCUGCGCCUGCGCCGCGACUCACGUGGUACAUUGACAAUGAAAAGGUCGAUGAAGAAUCAGUGAAAUAUUUCUCGUACCGAGUGUCAAGUUCUACUCGUACGAAGGGAGGAGGGGGAUUUCGUCAUAGAAAGCAUCAGCAUCGACUGAUAGCACCAGAGUUUAAUUACACAGCUAAAUAUUGGGCACUGGUCAGUGAGACCACAGUAGCUCCCAUUGUGAAUACUUCAAAACAUCACAAGUGCACUUUGAAAGACCAACAGAGUGAAGAAAUGGCUAAGAUUCAAGAAAGGCCACGAGUUCCACCAGCUGUACCCAUAUCUCUAUGGGUAUCUAUAGCUGAGCUGAAAGCCCCAGCACACGGCAGACUACAACUGACUUGCACCGCUACCAUACCUGAUGAAGUAGGUCCAGGGGAAAAAUUUGCAGACAUUAAGAAACAAACUGUUACAGUGGCAGUGAACGAACUAAGUUUGAAGAAGCCACAUUCAGAGACAAGCCAAGCAAACGCCACCUCAAGUUGCCUACAAAGCUACCCAUUAUGGAUUCUCGGCUGCGGUAUUAUAUUCCGCGAAUUUACACUCCAAUUAAAUUGA
Molecule: messenger RNA, 1095 nt
Organism: Spodoptera littoralis (African cotton leafworm)
Lineage: Eukaryota; Metazoa; Arthropoda; Insecta; Lepidoptera; Noctuidae
Source: the annotation of a GenBank genome assembly